CUCGGUCGGUGAUUGCUCAUGGAAAUUCUCAAAAUUGACAAAUUAAAUUAUUUUUGCAAGAAGGAUAUUUACUUUAUAAAGAGAACUUUUAAAUCUUUCCUCACAUUUAGAGGCUAGAUUGAAGUAUAUGUUAAGCAUUUACACACACAGAUUUAUACAGUAGUACACUUGACAGUUUUUAUUGUUUGUACAUUUUAAAGGUGAAAUAGAUUUACCCAACUCCAUACCUGGCUGCUCAUCGUAAAUAGGAAAUCGAAAAGUUGGUCUGUUCAUGUUCUUUUAAAUUUUCAAAAUUUAAAAACCGGUUUGACACAGAUUGAUUUAUAGUGAUAAGCCAUGGGGAAGGAACAGGAGGCUGAAAAAGCUGUCGAUGAGAAGGAAUAUGGCUCAAAUCUAAAGGCAAGAGAGACAUGGACAAGAAAGUUUGACUUUUUGUUAGCUUGUACUGGAUUUUCUGUUGGACUUGGAAAUGUUUGGCGUUUUCCUUAUCUUUGCUACAAGAAUGGAGGCGGUGCUUUCCUUAUUCCAUACCUAAUAUGUGUAGUCAUCGGUGGUAUACCUUUAUUCUACCUAGAGGUCGCUGUUGGGCAGUUUAUGGGUAUCGCUGGACUAAAUGCAUGGAAAAUAUGCCCGUUACUUCAAGGUAUUGGUAUAUCUACGACAAUCAUUGUUUUCUUCCUCAACUGCUACUAUAAUGUCAUACUGGCAUGGGCGUUUUAUUACUUCUUCAGUUCCUUCACAACAGGGGAUCUUCCAUGGGCCAAAUGUGGCCAUGAAUGGAACAAAUACUGCGUUGACUUUGUCAAUGUAAGAAAUAUCAACUGUAGUGAUACAGAAAAGUUUGGAAACCUCACGUAUUGCUCCAAUCAAACUUUGAAACUGGAUCCAACUACAGAAUUUUGGGAAAACAAAGCCUUAGGCAUAUCAGAAGGAAUACAUGACAUGGGAGUUGUGAAAUGGGACAUUUGUCUUUGUCUAUUAUUUGCUUGGAUUGUGGUUUAUCUUUGUAUCUGUAAAGGAAUCAAAUCAUCAGGAAAGGUAAUGUACGUGACUGCUACUUCACCGUAUAUCUUUAUGACAAUAUUGCUGAUCAGAAACUCCUUAUUAGAUGGGGCUGGAGAGGGUGUACGAUUUUACGUGACGCCAGUUUGGGAGAAAAUGGCAAACAUGGAGGUAUGGGUUGAUGCUGGAACACAAAUAUUUUUCUCAUAUUCUAUUUCUAUUGGAGCACUCACGGCCCUUGGAAGUUAUAAUAAGUUUAAAGAUAACUCGUACAGAGAUGCUAUUCUAUUUGCCUGUACGAACAGUGGAACCAGUAUUUUUGCAGGUUUUAUCAUCUUUACAAUUCUUGGCAACAUGGCGUAUGAACAAGGUGUUUCUGUGGACAAGGUAGCAGAAUCUGGACCUGGGCUUGCAUUCAUAGCAUACCCAAAAGCCGUGACAAAAUUACCUGGAGCGCCAAUUUGGUCAUGUAUCUUUUUUCUUAUGGUAAUAUUGUUGGGACUUGAUAGCCAGUUUGUUGGUGUGGAAGGUGUCGUCACUGCUGUUGUGGACCAAUGGCCAGGCUAUCUAAGGAAAGGAUAUAGAAGAGAGGUUUUCAUUGGUUGUAUUUGUAUACUAAACUUCUUCGUUGGAAUUCCCAUGGUGAUGAAUGGCGGAAUGUAUGUUUUCCAAUUGUUUGAUUAUUACUCAGGAAGUCGAAUCAUUCUUUUUGUUGGCGCAUUUGAGUGCAUUGCAAUUGCAUGGAUAUAUGGAUUUCGACGUUUCUAUGAUAACAUUCAAAUGAUGUUAGGCUUUAAAAUUAAUCCAUAUAUGAUGAUCUGUUGGACCAUUCUGUCACCAGCUUUCUGUUUGGCUAUUUUUAUUAUGAGUACAAUUAAUUACUCAGAAUUGACUUAUGGUAGACCAUCUGGGGACUACAUUUAUCCACAGUGGGCUAUUGCAAUCGGAUGGAGUAUGGCUGCUUUUGCCGCUGUCUUUAUUCCUGGUAUGGUACCGUUCCAGAUAUGGAGAUAUGGUCUGAAACCAAGUGAAUAUUACCUCUUACUUAAGCCUCAGGGAUUAAAGGAGCACCAACUUAGACCACAGGACCACGGAGAAAUUAAUUUAGACAAUUUCAGAGAUAGUUCAUUAAGAUAUCGAGCUAAUGAUGUACCAAUACAUAACCUUGAAGCACAACCAAAUCUUUAUGAUAAGAGGGAUGCUGGUCGAGAAAAUCCAAGUUUUACGGGAGAACGAUUGUGAUCUAAAAUAUACAUAAUGCUCAAAUACCUAAAUUUGUGAAUAUUAAUUUUUAUUUCUUAUUCCAUGUCAUAUCAUAAAUGAUGAUUGUAUCAAAACAUGUAUAUAUCUAAUAAGAUACAAUACGCACAGCAAAUAGUAGGGAUACACAUUUUUUCAACGUAUAGUAUAUGUGAUAGGGAAAUUAUUGAAAAGAUUUAUGAAACAUAAAAAAAAACAUUUUGAUUUUCUUUUCAUCAAUUUCAGAUCAGUUUUUUUAUAAGAAAUAAUAAGAUGUACCUUUGUUAUAACUUUUAUAAUUUACUUAUAGUUUAAUUAACUGCUUUGUGGUAUGUUAUUUCUGGUCGGUUCCUGACAUUUUUGGGAGACGCUUAAAUGAAAAAUAUCAUUCAUUGUGUGUGCUUUUAAAAGGCGGGGUCGAUCUUCUCCUCUUCUGACACCAUACAUUUUUUAGCCAAAGCAAAUUUUAUAUUAGAAAAGAAAAUAAAAGUGGCCACUUACUCAUCCAUGGCAUAUUAGGCAACAGUCUAUAGAAAAACGUUUAUUAGCUUUGCACUAGUUUUCCUCGAUACCUGUCAGGCUACUUCUACAUUACUGCUACAUGUCCCACAAAGUUUAGCAGACAAAACAUAUGGUUAGAUAUCAAUUGAACAUUUCAAAUUUCAAAAAAAUGUAAAGAGCUUAAAUUAAGUCGUUUAUCUGAAAAUAUUAAAACAAAAGAUUUGUGAUAUUCUCUUUUUUAAUUAGAUUAUAACUAUACAAAUAUACAUAUCUUUUGAAUGUCAAUCUUCUUUUACCUAAAUAAGAGUUUGAAGAAUAAUUUUGAUAAUCAUUUCAGACUAGGCUCUUUUUGACUCUCUGUUUCAGUAAAACAUGUUCACUUGCGAGUUGAUAUUCAGGUCACAACGAUGCCAUACUUAUCAAACAUGAUAAACUGUAUAUGUAUGUGCAAUAUCUAAGUUAUUAACAUGUUAUAUCUAUAUGUCGGUUUUAAAAAUAGCUAGACUUAAUAUGGCGAUGUUUAUUCUAAGCUGAACCUUUCAGGUAUAUCAAUUUUUAACGAAUUUCCACAAUGAUGAUAUAUUAUACAUGUGUUGUGUUUCCAUUAUGGACAUAUCUUACAUGUGUUGUCUACUUUAUAUCUAGUUUGUAUUGUAUCUUACACAUAGAUUUUUUAACAAUAUAUCUUUAUUAUAUAAAA
Molecule: messenger RNA, 3442 nt
Organism: Mytilus trossulus (common blue mussel)
Lineage: Eukaryota; Metazoa; Mollusca; Bivalvia; Mytilida; Mytilidae
Product: sodium- and chloride-dependent creatine transporter 1-like
Exons: 13
Coding region: 337-2244 (635 amino acids)
Biological process (GO): sodium ion transmembrane transport
Cellular component (GO): plasma membrane
Molecular function (GO): gamma-aminobutyric acid:sodium:chloride symporter activity
Source: RefSeq, a predicted model, not a curated record